AUGGAUUUGAUUGCGCUCUCUAUCGCGGAGCUUUCUUAUCAGGCGAGCCGGGGAGCGCAGCGAACAGCCCGGCCCGCUAGAUUAGCGCAAUCAGCGCUCCUAUUGCGCCGCCGGCUGGCCGCUCGGUGCCGGAGAGGCGGCGGUGCUGGUGCAGCCCCUCCCGACACCCCGCCGAACAGGCGGCCGGAAUCGGGCCGAGGAGGAGGGAGCGCUGGGGGGCUGCUGUGCGAUUCAUCUCGGCCGAGGGUUGUCGGGGAGCUGGAGCCUAUUCCAGCAAGCAGCGGGCAUAAUGCAGGGUACAACCUCGAUGAGACGCCAGUCCCUCACAGGGCACACAGACACACCAGGGCCGAUUUUCUCAGAAGCCCAGUAAGCUACCGCGGGGAAGAAAGCGUGGCGGGGCGCUGUGAGCUGGAGCACAUCUCCAAGACCGCGUCCGAAGGGCUCCCUGAUAUCGCACCAGGAGCGGGCCGAGCCGCUGCUCUCCGUACCCGGCCUGCCUUCCAAAGACAGCUCAGGCCUCGCUGUGGGGCGCAGUGGCCUCAGGGCUCCAGCACUGUCUGGGGCUGCUGUGGGAGAGAGAUCCUGGAGCGCCGCUGCCGUGCUGAACUGUGUGCGCUCCAGGAGCGGGCUGAUCUUCUAGCACCGGGCCGCGGGGCUGCGAGGCUCUCCACCAGACAACCGGCGAGGGGAGGGGAGCCGCCGCCUCGGGCACAGGGCAGUCUCAGCGACGGCCUUCCUCUUCCAUAGCUUCCUCCUGAUAAGACCUUGUAAACCGAGGAUUAGAGCCGGGGGGGAGGGGAGGGAAGGAGCAGAAUUAGCUGCUAUUGUCAUGCUAAUGGCAGCGACAUUUUUCACUUUCGUCAGACACGGGCACCGUAUUGUGCGGCAAAGGGGAAUGCAAUUUCUUGGCUCCUCGUGAUUGUAAGGGGGAUGACAAUUAGAAACCUCUUUGAAAACGCGUGUCUCUAAAUGGCUUUCCAUUCGCACAAGGAGAGGGGGCCGUGAACCAAUUAAUUUGUGCAUAGAUGUGGUGCUCUUAGGAAGAGCAGAGUCCUGUUAUUUAAAAACCUCAUGUUGUUAAUUUAACAUGUGCCACAUUCAUGCAGUCACACAUUCAGUGCCUCCUCAUUCACCUUGAACACCACUCUGCCAGAUUGUGGCCUUUUUCUUCAGGUCUUCAUUUGAUUAGAGCAGACUCAACACAAACUUCUCUCAGCCCCCGGCAGGAAUCGUCUGUUGUGUGCUAAGAAGAACUUCAGAUCAUCUCCCCCCGCCCCGUACAUCAUCGACACGCAGAUUUGCACACCGGUGCCGCUCACUCUCACCACAAGGAGAAGCUGGGGCAGGACUGGCAUGUCAUGAGGCCACGUCUCGG
Messenger RNA from Lepisosteus oculatus (spotted gar), 1378 nucleotides. The record is from RefSeq and is a predicted model, not a curated record. Lineage: Eukaryota; Metazoa; Chordata; Actinopteri; Semionotiformes; Lepisosteidae.